AUGGAGGCACUCUGUCCUCGCUGGAUGGUAUUUUUAUGGACGAUUGUCGGCCUGUUUGUGGGUGUCAGUUUCGGCUCCAACGAGGCUGAAGUAGAACCAAACAGCUCUAGGCCCACUAGCUAUCCACUUCCCACUGCGGCAGGGCCCUCUCUCCGAAACCCAACCCCCGCCUGUGGCCCCGCAGCGCUCUUCGAGUGCAGCGCGGAGGCGCAGAGGGGUCAGCCGCAUCAAUUUCGUGGACAUGAUCGACAACCUCCGUGGGAAAUCUGGACAGGGCUACUACGUGGAGAUGGCUGUGGGCUCACCGCUACAGAAGGUGACUGACUCUCUCUCUCUCUCUCUCUCUCUCUCUCUCUCUCUCUCUCUCUCUCUCUCUCUCUCUCUCUCUCUCUCUCUCUCUCUCUCUCUCUCUGUGUCAUUGAGACGCCCAUUCCAUUGACCCUGAAUGACAUUUUGCGCACCUGUGCCCUAUAUCCUCUGCAUUGUGGCACAUCAAACCUACCCUAUCAAACUUUUGAUUAGUGGAAUCACGUGUUCAGUAGUAGGGCAAAAACACCCAUUUGGGUCCCCAGGACCAGAAUUAAGAAAGACUGGCCUUCAUAAACCUUGGUAACCUGGCUUCUAAAAUGGCAGAUGGUGAAGAAGAAGAAGAAGAACAACAACAAUAAUAAAUGUGUGUGUCUGUGCCUGUGUGCUUGCAUGUGAGAGAAGGAGAGAGAAAGAAGGAGAGAAUGAAGCCUUUAAUUCUGCAGAGAGAAAGAGGGGGGGAGAUAAUUCCCAGUGAGGUGCAGCUAAGCAGCUGCAGGGUACAGACUGGCACACCAGAGGGAUUAAUGUGUGACAGAGCCAACGUUAUGCCCUGCCUAGGACACUCCCAUUAUGCCACUAGGAGGAUAAACCAUCACUGGCUUCCAUCCACUCACAAACAUUUAGAAACAUUGAUACAAAUACAACCAUAGAGAUUGAUCCAGUAUUAAUAACUAUGAAUACAACACACUAAAAGACACAUAACAAAAUAUUUCCCUCAUGUAAUCGAAGGGAAUUCUAUUACUAUAUUGCUUUGUUACAGCAAUACAAACCAAACAAAUUGUCACAUAGGUCUACUGUAUAGACUACUAUAAGACUGUUACAGUAACUUCAAGAUGUUUGAGCAGCAAAUGUAAACCAGGGGCUGUAUGUAUCAAUUAUCACAGAGUAGAAGUACUGAUCUAGGAUCAGGUCCCCCCUGUCCAUGUAAUCGUAUUAAUUGUGAUCUAAAAGGCUCAACGGAUCCUACAUCAGCACUCCUCUGAGACGCUUCAGACAUACCUCAUCUAAAAUAAUAGAUUAGGUUUGCGACAGGGAUUCUAGGCUUCUGCCAGCUAGAGGAAGUGUAGAAGGAAGUGUAGCAGGGUCGUAGCAAGUCCAAAGUGUGUGUGUGUGUGUGUGUGUGUCAGGAUGCAGCUGCGGGCCAGGCGUCUCGGGUGGUGUGUGUGAAGGGAAGCAGGAUGCGGGCAGGACAGAUCAAUUGUGAGACAUCAGCGUAUUCCUCACCAAAAUACACCCGCUACACUACAAUCAGAGAGAGAAAGGAGGAGAGCAGGCCAUGAGGCUGACUGAGGGAGAGUUUAUGCAGGUUAAAGUUAAAUCACUCUUUACAGUACUACCUCAUAAUGCUAAGGUGAUUCUUUAUUUAUUCAAAUCAUAUAACAUGCAAAUGGGUCUACACAGACUGUUAUGCACAAUCUCCCUAGUAACCCUGUUUGAUUUGAGUUUCUCCCACAAUUCAUUGCAAUGUCUCUGUGUUUGCAUGGCUUGGUGUUUUGAUGUGUGUGGAGGGGGUGAAUGUGGUUUGGUGGUAGGGCAGGGGCAUCAUGUCAGCUAAACCUAGGGAAUGGAUGGCAAAGGGACAUUCUCCUCCAAGGAAUGUUUAUCCAAUUGAAGCUCCUUUACUGCAUUUCUACACAAUUUAAAAACUCUAAAAUGCAAUUUGGAGCACAGCAAAAACAAGCAAAAAUGACUCCAGACAUUAUCACCUUGUUGCUGUAGCUUCAUUCACCUCAGUCAAUAGGGGACUUAACAUUCUAGAAAACCAGUGGAGGCUGCUGAGGGGAGGAUGGCUCAUUUUAAUGGCUGGAACUGAGCAAAAGGAAUAAUAUCAAACACCUGGAAACCAUGUGUUUGUUGUAUUUGUUACCAUUCCACGUAUUCCACUGCAGCCAUUACCACGAGCCCGUUCUCCCCAAUUAAGGUACCAACAACCUCCUGUGCUACAAACAUGUCAUACAAGAAUUAGCUGCUAUGCACUAGCUCAGCACCAGGAUUAAAACUCUAGUUUGGUUUCAUGUCAAGUCAAACAGCAGUUACCUAGCCAAAGCCAUCUACUACAGCCAUCUUUACCUCUGCACUGUUUUGAGAAAAGGUUGCGCUGUUCCCUGCAGCUGCGUGAUGUUCUCUCCAUAAAGCCAUUCAUCCAUCCAUACAAACAGCCUUCCCUCCUGCUCCUAGGUGUCUGCAUGGUCCUAAAGUCAGCCCGUAUAGUUCUGCUAAACUGCAUUUGCCUUUUAAUCAGGAUUUUAAUUAUUUUAGAAGCCUAUUUUAAAUUGUUUGUGUUGUAGUGUAUGGCGACUGCCAUAUCCAAUUGACACCCCUGUGAUUAGAUUAGAAGAUGACAUGGAUAUGUUAUGGAACAGCAGGGUGCAUGUGAUGAGUGUGUCUCAAGCGACACGUUUGUGUUGGUGGGAGUGUGUGUGUGUGUGUGCGUGGGCAUUUGUGUGGAGAGUGUGUGUGGGACUGGGUGAGAGACUGAGGCAACAGGCUGGGGAAUCUUCCAUGCACACAGUCCUUGAGGCUCUUGGCUCUGCCACUUCCUGGACUGUGUCCCAAAUGGCACCCUAUUCCCUACAUAGGGAAUAGGGUGCCAGUUGGGGAUGCAUACCUGGAUAUUUCAGGAGCAGAUCUAUUAUUGAUCAGGGUCCUGCUGGUCACCAGAGAGACAACAUGGCUGCCAGUCUGACUCACUGACUGAGCAAAAUGUGAGACUCACACCGGAAGGAGAGGGAAGGAGGGAGACAGAGAGAGAGACAGAGACAGAGAGAGGGCAAUCUGAGAACAGCCUAGGGGUUGGAUGCAGUGGGAAAGGAAAGGAGAAGGACAUUUGGAGCAAAAUAAACCAAUACGUAGCAACUACCAGUAACAUAAUGCCAGGAGGUGAGAGAGAGAGAAAGUGACUCUAAAUGGCUGAAAUGAAGAAGUGUUUUAGCAGCAGCUGCAGGGAAACAUUUUAUGAAUAGGCAUGGCUGUCUCCAGGGUAACAGAGAUCAUGUCCUUAUCAUCAGUGUAUUUCAAUGUAUUCUGUCCUUUAACCCUGGAAGACGCAAGAACGCACACACACACACACCUAAAAACACCACAUAUACCUACUCAAUACCUGUCACAAUAUAUAGGCCUAGCUUUGGAAAAAUGCUGAGUGAAUAUGUAAUAUGGUUUCAUUACAAUAACAACUUUGUUGUGUUUGUGAAUCAGUUGAAUAUCCUGGUGGACACAGGCAGCAGUAACUUUGCAGUGGGGGCAGCUGCUCACCCUUUCCUCCGCAGAUACUACCAUCGCUCACUGUGAGUACCACGGGUUCUUAUUACAAUACACUGAAAGUGCUUGAAAACUUUACUGCUGACAUGCACAAUGCUUUGGGACCAUAUCAACAGUGGACUAAUGCGUAAACUAUCCCUUUAAAUAUUAUAUUAAAUAUGAAUCCCAUUGAACAGUGAAUCUCAGUGGGAUCUCUCCCUUUUAGAUUACCCUGCACAUACUUCCCUUGGUGGACUUAUACAGUAAGCACCUUUUCUCCCCUGCUGUUCAUAGGUCUAACUCCUACCGCGACCUUGGGCGCAGUGUUUACGUACCCUACACCCAGGGCCGCUGGGAGGGCGAGCUGGGCACUGACCUGGUGUCUGUGCCGCACGGCCCCAAUGCCUCGCUCCGUGCCAACAUCGCUGCCAUUACCCAGUCGGACCGCUUCUUCAUCAACGGAUCCAACUGGGAGGGCAUCCUGGGCCUGGCCUACGCCGAGAUCGCCCGGGUGAGAGGGGGGGAGAGAGAGGGAGGGAAAGGGAAAUGGGCUGGGCAGAAAACACAUGGGUGAGAGGGGGGAAGAGGAAGAUGGAGAGGGAGGGAGAGAGGGAAAAGAGAGAGGGCUGAGCAGAGAUUGCCUGGGUGAGGGAGGGGGGGAGGGAGAGAGUGAUCAGCUAGAGGGUCACUGGUGAGGGUAAUGUGGAAAAUGCACAGUGAUGGAUUUGUGGAGAUACAAUGUCAGUUUAGGCUUGUUGUCAACAAGAUGGCUAAAAUUACCACAGAAUUGUUUUAGAUUUUUCAACCCCCUCACUUUAAUAUAGUUAUCCGUUACCCAUCUUUAAAUCCUUUCUAAAUCCUCUAAAUCCCCCAUAUCUGUUUAGCCUGAUGAGACGCUGGAGCCUUUCUUUGACUCGCUGGUGCGGCAGACCCCCGUGCCCAACCUGUUCUCCCUGCAGAUGUGUGGCGCAGGGUUCACCCAGAACUACAGCCUGGGCAGUGCCACCGUGGGUGGCAGCAUGGUGAGAGAGAUAGACAUACAGUCGAUAGGAAAAGGCACAGACACAUUUUCUGUUUGAGGGAAAUACACAGAAGUGGUGUGUUGUGUUAGUGUAACCAAGAGGGUUAUAUAUAGAGAUUGUAUGUGCCAGGCAGGUAGGUCAGUAUUGUUUAGUUAUAAUUUGUAUUGCAAAGGCAAUAUGAAAUGGAAAGUGUGUUGAGAGUUUUGGACCCAGCCUAUGAUACUGUCUGAUUUGCUGUUUUCUUAGAUCAUUGGUGGAGUGGAUUCUUCCCUCUAUGUUGGGGACCUGUGGUACACCCCGAUCCGCCGGGAGUGGUAUUAUGAGGUCAUCAUUGUGCGCAUUGAGGUCAAUGGUCAGGAUCUCAACAUGGACUGCAAGGAGGUGAGAUACUGUAGCUGACGGGUUUGCUGAAGACCCUUUAAUCAACAUUAUCCUCCCUAUUUCAUUCCACUUUCUCUUUAAUAUCCAAAGCGACUUAUAGGCAUGUGUGCGUACAUUUUAAGUAAGGGUGGCCCCUUCUCUUUUUAUAUUUUAUUUGCUCCUGUAUUCUCUUUAGUUAAUCCUGAAUAUCUAUCUAUCACUAAUAAUGGUGUGUCACGUUCGUCUAAGGAGGGAGAGGACCAAGGCGCAGCGUUGAAGGCAAACAUAUUCUUUAUUUAGCGAUAGUGAAUACUAACAAAACAAUAAACGAUAACGUGAUGUCCACGGUCUAGCACAAAACCACACUGGAACAAAAACCCACAAACACAACGGGAAAGACACAGUUUAAAUAUGGCUCCCAAUCAGAGACAACCAGCCCCAGCUGACACUCGUUGCCUCUGAUUGGGAGUCACUCAGGCCAACAUAGAAAUACAAACAUAGAACUACACACCCUGGCUCAACAUAACAGUUUCCCCAGAGCCAGGGCGUGACAUGGUGCAGUAAGUGACAGUGAAUAAAGAAUGACAAUUUGUUUCCUCUCUCUUGGCUUGUGUUUCUAUCAGUACAACUAUGAUAAGAGCAUUGUGGACAGCGGCACCACCAACCUCCGGCUCCCUCGCAAAGUGUUCCAGGCAGCCGUGAAGGCCAUCGAGGCAGCCUCGUCUGUGAGUCCCUCCUCAUACCUUUUCUCAUCUCUCUCUCACUCCCCCUCUCUCUCUGUUGUUUUGUUCCCUCUCUUCUUUGUAGCUGACAGUUUCAGCUAGUGUCAUGUGAAAUCCCCUUUCUCAGGUUUAAUGUCUGUAAUAGUUUCAUAGCUAUCAUCUUUCUCUAGUUUCUGCAAUUGCUAAAUAUUCUUUAUAUCCCUCUCUCCCACGCACACACACACACACACACACACACACACACACACACACACACACACACACACACACACACACACACACACACACAAACCCCAUGUCUUCUUAUCAGACGGAGCAGUUUCCCUCUGGGUUCUGGUUGGGGGAGCAGCUGGUGUGCUGGCAGGCUGGCACCACCCCGUGGCACAUCUUCCCUGUCAUCUCGCUCUACCUAAUGAGUGAGAACCGCAACCAGUCCUUCCGCAUCUCCAUUCUCCCACAGGUAACAGUGUCUGUCUGUGUACUUACCUGUCAUUGAAUACAAUACAUCUUCAUUAUUCAAUUAAUCAAUUCAAUGAUCUAAUGAUGAUCCUAUCUUAAACUCCUUUCACUUUUCAUUCAAUUUAGAUGUGUUGAGAACUACAGAGAGUAUUUGAUGUAUGUUAUUCCAAUCAGAGACUGGACCUUGGAGAUAGUGGUGAUUAAUAUAAUCACUGUUUCAAUGGCAAUGAGAUAGAAGUGGAGAGCAGCUUGUAUUGGGACAGUAGAGGCAGUCAGCGCUGGCCUUGAACCUUCGACUAGCAACAGUUAACAUUGAUAAUUAAUGUUAAGCUUGUAUAAAAUUGUUGAAAGUAGUGAGUAUAUUCCUCACUCAUGCACGGACUGGUUAGUUCAUGCUUACACCAAACCCAAACUGCAUAGACAAGCACAAAAAAGUGUUGUGAGCUUAUUAUCCUAUUGCUGUAUUUCUCCUGGUUUAUACUUACCAUCCAUUGUAGGUGUUCUCUACUGACUGACGUCCGCUGUUUCUUUGUGCCCCCUGCAGCAGUACCUGCGACCCGUGGAGGACGUGGCCUCGGCCCAGGAGGACUGCUAUAAGUUUGCCGUAUCCCAGUCCAGCACGGGCACCGUCAUGGGCGCCGUCAUCAUGGAGGGCUUCUAUGUGGUGUUCGAUCGCCAGAGGAAACGCAUCGGAUUCGCCGUCAGCACCUGCCAUGGUGAGGGGGGGCGGAGGGAGUAUGAGAAGGAGGGAGAGGGGGAGAUGGUAUAUAUAUACACUACCAGUCAAAAGUUUGGACACACCUACUCAUUCAAGGGUUUUUCUUUAUUUUUACUAUUUUUUACAUUGUAGAAUAAGAGUGAAGACAUCAAAACGAUGAAAUAACGCAUAUGGAAUCAUGUAGUAACCAAAAAAGUGUUAAACAAAAAUAAAAUGUAUUUUAUAUUUGAGAUUCUUCAAAUAGCCACCCUUUGCCUUGAUGACAGCUUUGCACCCCCCCCUUUUACUUUUUUUACUUUAGUUUAUUUAGUAAAUCUUUUCUUAAAACUGCAUUGUUGGUUAAGGGCUUGUAAUUAAGCAUUUCACGGUAAGGUCUACACCUGUUGUAUUCGGCACAUGUGAGGAAUAAAAUGUGAUUUGAUUUGAUUUGAUAUCAGGAAAUCAGUCAAUUUAAAUAAAUUAUUUAGGCCCUAAUCUAUGGAUUUCACAUGACUGGGCAGGGGUGCAGCCAUUGGUGGGCCUGGGAGGGCAUAGGCCCACCCACUUGGGAGCCAGGCCCACCCACUGGGGAGCCAGGCCCAGCCAAUCAGAAUGUGUUUUUCCCCACAAAAGGGCUUUAUUACAUACAGAAAUACUCCUCAGUUUCAUCAGCUGUCCGGGUGGCUGGUCUCAGACGAUCCUGCAGGUAAAGAAGCCGGAUGUGGAGGUCCUGGGCUGGAGUGGUUACACGUGGUCUGCGGUUGUGAGACCGGUUGGACGUACUGCCAAAGGCGGCUUAUAGUAGAGAAAUGAACAUUACAUUCUCUGGCAACAACUCUGGUGGACAUUCCUGGAGUCAGCAUGCCAAUUUCACACUCCCUCAAAACUUGAGACAUCUGUGGCAUUGUGUUGUGUGACAAAACGGCACAUUUUAGAGUGGCCUUUUAUUGGCCCCAGCACAAGGUGCACUUGUGUAAUGAUCAUGCUGUUUAAUCAGCUUCUUGAUAUGCCACACCUGUCAGGUGGAUGGAUUAUAUUGGCAAAGGAGAAAUGCUCUCUAACAUGGAUGUAAACACAUUUGUGCACAACAUUUGAGAGAAAUAAGCUUUUUGUGCGUAUGUAAAAUUUCUGGGAUCUUUUAUUUCAGCGCAUGAAACAUGGGACCAACACUUUACAUGUUGCGUUUAUAUUUUUGUUCAGUGUAUAUAUACACUGAGUGAAAAAAACAUUAUAAACACCUGCUCUUUCUAUGACAUAGACUGACCAGGUGAAUCCAGGUGAAAGCUAUGAUCCCUUAUUGAUGUCACUUGUUAAAUCCACUUCAAUCAGUGUAGAUGAAGGGGAGGAGACAUGUUAAAGAAAGAUUUAUGUGUGUGUGCCUGUAUGUAUGUUGCUGAUCUAUGUGUAUUUCUAUGCCACAGUGCACGAUGAGUUCCGCACGGCCUCCGUUGAGGGGCCGUUCCACGGCGUGGACCUGGAGGACUGCGGCUACAACAUCCCGCAGACGGACGAGUCCACCCUCAUGACCAUUGCCUACAUCAUGGCGGGCAUCUGUGCCCUCUUCAUGCUGCCACUGUGCCUCAUGGUGUGCCAGUGGCGCUUCUCCCGCUGCCUCCGCCCACCUGGAGCUGGGGACUUGGCUGAUGAUAUCUCACUCCUCAAAUGAUAGAGAGGCAUGGACAUACAGUACACAGGAGAGGCAAGCCUACCAGAAAUGGAAAUGGAGGCUUUUCUUAUUGUUGUUGAGGGCACAUCAGCCUCAUUGAGUAAUGCAGAAACAGAUUAACAUGUAGGAUGGUGUUGGUUGUGG
Molecule: messenger RNA, 8616 nt
Organism: Coregonus sp. 'balchen'
Lineage: Eukaryota; Metazoa; Chordata; Actinopteri; Salmoniformes; Salmonidae
Source: the annotation of a GenBank genome assembly